AUGGGAAUGUUACUCGUGUUACUGGUAAUGUUGUUUGUCGUUUACCCUUCAGCUUCCACUACCACAACCUCAUCCCCGCCGGUGUGCGGCUCUCCAGUAUUCUCCAGCAGGAUAGUCGGGGGCACAGACGCUCUGGAUGGAAGAUGGCCCUGGCAGGUCAGCGUGCAGUAUUAUGGCGACCAUAGGUGUGGAGGGAGCCUGAUCUCCCGCCAGUGGGUGAUGACCGCAGCAAACUGCUUUCCAUAUGACACCAGUGAAGCGGCCUACACCAUGUACUUUGGGCUCUUCAGGUUAUCAGAGGCGUAUGACCACACUCAGAGCUCUUCUGUCUCUAACAUCUAUAUACACCCUAACUAUACGGGGACUGGAGGUCCAGGAGACAUCGCUCUGGUGAAGCUCUCCAGCCCGGUCAACUACACCAGUUACAUCAUGCCCAUCUGUCUGCCCGCCGCCUCCGUCAUCUUCCCCGAAGGCUUGGAGUGCUGGGUAACCGGUUGGGGCUCAGACGGAACAUGGUAUCCCGACACUCUACAGGAAGUGAUGACACAGAUCAUUGACCGAGCGACAUGUGACCAGCUCUACCAUAUGUUCUCCAACAUCAGCAGCAACCAGACCAUCAUCCUAGAUGACAUGAUAUGUUCUGGUUACAUAGAUGGAGGCAAGGAUUCCUGCCAGGGAGACCCCGGGGGACCUCUGGUGUGUAAAGUAAAUGGUGUCUGGUCUGAAGCAGGCAUCGUAAGUUGGGCGAAAGGAUGUGCUUUACCUUACCUCCCUGGGGUGUACACCUUAGUACCGGCCCAUGCAGCAUGGAUCCAGAGCUAUGUUCCCGAUGCGACCUUCAUUGACCUUGUAGACAUACCCCUGCCUACACCAGAAGUAACGACUUCUCCGCCCCAGAUCGCUCAGUUGAAGCUCAAUUAUACCUCAACCUCACCCAUUAAUUAUGUUUGCGGCUCUCCGAUGUUCAGUAACCGAAUUGUAGGGGGCAUGGAUGCUGUGGAUGGAGAAUGGCCCUGGCAGAUCAGCCUGCGGUACAAGGGAUCUCAUAUCUGUGGUGGGUCCUUGAUCUCUAACCAGUGGGUCCUGACUGCUGCUCAUUGCUUUGGAUACUCCAUCAAACCAUAUAAUUAUGUUAUCGUGGCGGGGAAAUACCAGCUGUCCAUCACCGGUUACCAUGAAUAUUAUGCCUCUGUAGAGCGAAUUAUAACUUACCCCACAUUUGCUGGGGCAGGGAGCAGUGGAGACAUUGCCCUUAUCAAGCUGACUGACCCUGUCCCCUACACCAACUACAUCCUGCCUAUCUGUUUACCAUCUUUGUCUGUCAGCUUCCCGACUGGUUUGGAAUGCUGGGUAACUGGCUGGGGGAACACUAGAUCUGGUGUGAAUCUACCGUAUCCUAUGACUCUUCAAGAAGUGAUGACCCCACUGAUUGACUCCAAAACGUGUGAUGCUAUGUACCACAAAAACUCUAUUGUGAAUGCGAACACCAACAUUAUCAAGAAUGAUAUGAUAUGUUCCGGGUACGAAAAUGGAACGAAGGAUUCAUGCCAGGGAGACUCUGGAGGACCUCUGGUGUGUGAAGUAAAUGGUACAUGGUACCAGGGUGGCAUUGUCAGUUGGGGCGAGGGAUGUGCUAAACCUUAUCGUCCUGGAGUCUACACUCUUACUACUGUCUACAAGCAAUGGAUAGAAAGUUACAUCCUAGAACUUAACUUCACAAACCCGGGUCGAACUGUAGCUUCAACUAAAGGUGGUCCAACUAAAGCUCCAAAUGAAGGCUCGAAGCCGCUGGGUCAAGAGAUGACGACUGUGAUUCUUCUUGCCUUAAGUUUAAUGUUUUUUCAUUACGUUUAA
Molecule: messenger RNA, 1854 nt
Organism: Bufo bufo (common toad)
Lineage: Eukaryota; Metazoa; Chordata; Amphibia; Anura; Bufonidae
Product: transmembrane protease serine 9-like
Exons: 9
Coding region: 1-1854 (617 amino acids)
Biological process (GO): proteolysis
Molecular function (GO): serine-type endopeptidase activity
Source: RefSeq, a predicted model, not a curated record